Messenger RNA from Triplophysa dalaica, 1259 nucleotides. Its product is annotated as fibroin heavy chain-like. Bases 158 to 1222 code for a protein of 354 amino acids. The record is from RefSeq and is a predicted model, not a curated record. Lineage: Eukaryota; Metazoa; Chordata; Actinopteri; Cypriniformes; Nemacheilidae. The transcript is spliced from 4 exons.
CCAUAUUAAACUAAUUGCACCACGUCAGGAUGAGGACGUGUUUGUGAAUAGAAAGAAAACCCACUCCAUCAAUACCCAGAUUGUGUUCGAUGCAAACUUCACAAUUCUCGAUGUUGUUGCAAAGUGGCCCGGAUCCACUCAUGACUCGAGGAUAUUGAUGGAAAGUGGUCUGAGGCAACUGUUUGAGAGACAUCAUGUGCCAGCUGGAUGUCACUUGGUGGGGGACAGUGGCUAUCCCUGUAAGUCGUGGCUCCUUACACCUUACCUCCGUCCACAAGUGGGACCACAGUUAAAUUACAAUAGAGCACACAAGAAGACACGCAGCGUGGUGGAAAGGGGGAUUGGACAGCUAAAGCGACGUUUCCACGUUUUACAUAGUGAAAUCCUCCUUAGUCCAGAGAAGACGAGUAAAGUGAUCACUGUGUGUGCGCUUCUUCACAACCUGUGCCGGCAAAGGAACAUACCACAGACAGAAGAUGGUGAUGAGUUUGACGAUGAUGAUGAUGAUAAUGAUGAUGAACACAGAGAAUUUGUUGAUGAAGUGGAACAAUGUGGACUGGCAUUCAGGGAUCACUUUGUCUAUACACACUUUAGGGGUGAUGGCUUUGCACCAGCAGCAGGACUGAGGGGAGAGGCAGGUGAUGGGAUUGUGGAAGAGGAAGCUGGAAGAGGUGCAGUAAGAGGAAGAGGUGCAGUAAGAGGAAGAGGUGCUGGAAGAGGUGCAGUAAGAGGAAGAGGUGCAGUAAGAGGAAGAGGUGCUGGAAGAGGAAGAGGUGCAGGAAGAGGUGCAGUAAGAGGAAGAGGUGCAGUAAGAGGAAGAGUUGCAGGAAGAGGUAAUGGAAGAGGAAGAGGUGCAGGAAGAGGUGCUGGAAGAGGAAGAGGUGCAGGAAGAGGUGCUGGAAGAGGAAGAGGUGCAGGAAGAGGUGCUGGAAGAGAUGCAGUAAGAGGAAGAGGUGCAGUAAGAGGAAGAGGUGCUGGAAGAGGUGCAGUAAGAGGAAGAGGUGCAGGAAGAGGUGCAGUAAGAGGAAGAGGUGCAGGAAGAGGUGCUGGAAGAGGAAGAGGUGCAGUAAGAGGAAGAGGUGCAGGAAGAGGUGCUGGAAGAGGAAGAGGUGCAGUAAGAGGAAGAGGUGCAGUAAGAGGAAGAGGUGCAGUAAGAGGAAGAGGUGCUGGAAGAGGAAAAUUACUUGCAUCUGAAGGACCUGGGUUUCCAUUUGGCCUGUAAAUUAUAGCCUGUUAAACCACUUAUAAUUUGUGAACAG